Rhododendron vialii is the source of this 1629-nucleotide messenger RNA. RefSeq names its product VQ motif-containing protein 22-like. The record is from RefSeq and is a predicted model, not a curated record. The coding region runs from base 151 to 873 and encodes 240 amino acids. Lineage: Eukaryota; Viridiplantae; Streptophyta; Magnoliopsida; Ericales; Ericaceae. The transcript has a single exon.
UUCUUUCCUUCUUACCAAAGAUUCAGCUAGAGAGAGAAAAAAGAGGAGAGAGAGAGAGAGAGGCUGCUGCAAAUUGCUCACUUAUAAUUCUGUAAGUAAUCCCUAUAUAAUCACACCCUCCUUCGAAAUAUAUUUAUAGGUUUGGGGGGUAUGAGUGAGACCAAGUACUCUAGUAGUAGUGGCCCAGUUGAUUCAUGGGCGCAAGAAUUCUACAAUCAAGGGGCUACCAUGUUCGAUAUUGGUCGAGAUCGAGUCUCCUCGGAGGCCGCAAUGAUCUCGGCCAAUACCGCCUCUGGAUCUACCGCUGCCAAUGUCCCGAGCCAUCACGGCUCCAGCUCCAGUAGUCAGUAUUUGAAUGUGCCAGUUGAUCAAGGAGCAGGAGGAGGAGGAGGCCGCGGUUCAAAACCAAUUAGAAGGCGGUCGAGGGCCUCCAGAAGGACCCCGACCACCCUGCUGAAUACGGAUACCACCAACUUUCGAGCCAUGGUGCAGCAGUUCACCGGCGGUCCCACCGCGCCCUACGCAUCGACCGCCACAGGGUCCCACGCUCAGUACCCUUUUCCUCGCGGAGGGUCAAGCUUUAGCUUCGGGCCGGCUGAGACCCGGAAUCAAGUUUUGAAUCCUGUUCCUGCCUCCUUUUAUCAUUUACAGUUCCAGCACCAACAGCAGCAGCAACAACAGCACCAACAUGAGCAGUACUUCCAGCAGCCGCAGCAGCAGCAGCAGCACCAACCGUACAUGUUUUCGUUCAUGAACAACUCGAGGCCCGACAUGGAAGAUAUUAACGUCGACCACGGCGCCCCCAGUGGUUUUUCUAUUGACCAUGUGCCUUAUCCUCUCCCUCCUCCUCGGCCGCCUUCAUCGAUGCAGUGAGAAUGGAAAAUGCCAAUGGCAGCUGCAUGCAAUAUUAACAUGUUUUGAUCCUCUCUCAAGUCCCCCCUGUAUCCAUUUUUGUCCGUACCGGUAUUUUCGUGCAUUCUUGGCAGUACUGACUUUUACGUCAAGAUUUUCACGUGAUUCAAUAGCCGGAGGUACACUGGAACACCGAUAGAUCGAUCGGUAGAAAGACAAACUUGGAUACAGGAAAUUUGAGCCCUGUUUUGGAAGGGACGUAUAAAAGGGGGGGGGAGAGUUAGGCAUACUGACUUUUCUUAACAAAGAAUUAUUGACUACUUCAAACAUUCUCUGUCUUAUGCACGAGAAACGAGAAGUUUUAGGGUGCCGGCGGCGCCGGACAGGUACCACGCAGGUGGUUUUCUAGGUUUAGGGUUUUCCUUUUCUGGAUUUUGUUUUUGUGUUUUCCUCUUCUCUUUUUUUGGUUUGAUAUUGAAUAGUUUCGACUUUAUUUUUAUGUUGCUUCCCUGAAGUUACUAGUGGAAACUUCUCUUUUGUCCUUUUGUUUGCUUUUUAAUUGUGCCGAGUUUAACAUCCGUAUGAUAUAUAUAUAUAAUGCUGGGAUGUAAGCCGAGAUGUUGCACGUAGCGCUAGGAGGAGGGUUUUGUGCACUCUCUUUGAGACUCUCUCGAUACUUUCUUUUCCUAUUGUAUCGAUGUCAUUUUUUUCCCUUGUGUGAUAAAUGAAAAUUUUCUUUGUCGAUAAAAUAAAAAUAGAAAAGAAAAUUGAUGUCAA